Molecule: messenger RNA, 1074 nt
Organism: Camelina sativa (false flax)
Lineage: Eukaryota; Viridiplantae; Streptophyta; Magnoliopsida; Brassicales; Brassicaceae
Product: transcription factor SRM1-like
Molecular function (GO): DNA binding
Source: RefSeq, a predicted model, not a curated record
AUGACUUUGGGAUGGAACCUUAGUGUUGGUUCAUCUUGGAGCAGGGAUGAUGAUACUGCUUUCGAGAGAGCCCUUGCAAUUUAUGAGGAUGAAACACAGAUUUGUUGGGAAAACAUUGCUGCAGUUGUUCCUGGGAAAACUACAGAACUAAUUAUUGAGCAUUACAAUAUUUUAAUUCGUGAUGUUAUGGAUAUUGAAUCUGGACGUGUACCUCUUCCAGAUUAUGGUGUUCCAGACGAACCAAAUCCCUAUGCUAGAGGUAAAGGAAUAAGCAUUGGUGACAACAGUCGCAAAAGUAAGCAAAAAGGCAAAGAAAAACACAAGCACAAACGACAAAAGGGAGUUGCUUGGACAUCAAAUGAACACAGACAAUUUCUUCUUGGUUUGGCGAAGUAUGGGAAAGGUGAUUGGCGUAGCAUUUCUCGUAACUCUGUGAGGACAAGAACACCAACUCAGGUUGCAAGUCAUGCUCAAAAAUACUUUCAACGUCUGAACUCAAAGAACAAACACAGAAACAGGCCAAGCAUUCAUGACAUCACCGUUGAUGAAGAAAACAGAAACAUCUCACCAGAACAAGGGGCAAUCGGCACAUGGCAAAACGGAAACGUCAAUCUUGCUUCUACCUCCAACAACCAAGCCAUUCAAACCACUUCUAAACCAUCACUAGACCUUCCGGUGCAUAGAAGACCCAACAUAUGGAAUACUCAAGCCCUCUCACAGCCAUCGGUAAACCUUCCAACAUAUGGUGCACCCACCAUAUGGAACGCACAAGCCGCUUUGCCACCACCACCCCCACCACCGUGCACCAUAUGGAACGCACAAGCGGCUUUGCCACCACCACCACCAGCCAGUAUUCCUGUGUAUGGAACGACGUUGUCCAGCAUGAACCAACCAAUGGUUGGACAAAUGCCCUCACAUUUUGGAACAAACAUGAACCAUUUCGCUCAACCUCACAUGACUCCUGGUGUUCAGCAUUAUCCUCUACCUUCCUAUCCGGGUCAUAGUGCACCGAUCAACAUGGGUUCAUCAAUCCCAUAUGGUGACAAGACUUAUGCAACUAAAUCCCAAAGAUAG